Molecule: messenger RNA, 387 nt
Organism: Funneliformis geosporum
Lineage: Eukaryota; Fungi; Glomeromycota; Glomeromycetes; Glomerales; Glomeraceae
Source: the annotation of a GenBank genome assembly
AUGGUAGUUUCUUUAAAUUUUUUAAUUCUAGGACAACCUUCUGAAAAUAUUUUCAAUGUUGUCAUCGGCGAUUAUUUCACCACCAAUGAAGGUGUUAAGAUAUUCUUUAACGAUUUAACCGUUGCAAACUUCAGGGAGAUUCUCUUUCUCCCCACCUUCACUGGUAAAUGUUUACCUCCCAAACAAGAAAACGGACCACCACCUUAUGCAGUCGUUUCUAAUAUUCCGGUUCUAGCAUGGGAUGAUUUUCUUACUAAUGCCUUUUAUGCAACUACAGCUCUUGACACAGGUAAUCGUGUGUUUAGCAGGCCUAACAUCACUGGAGCUUUAUCUUUUGAAGAUUCUUUUGUUGACAUGUUCUUGAAAACGAUGGAAGCUAAAGAUUAA